UUUCUGACUCCAACCACAACUGUGAUUGUUUUUAGUUUGUUAACUGCCUGGGAGUGUUAUUUUAAGAAAGCAGAAGCACCAUCAUUUGCACAGUCCUUAUAGAUCACACACCUUAGCCCUGACUUUUCAGCUUCGGUUUCUCAAAAGGAUUGAAGUCAAGAUGAGGAGCCCUUUGUUUUUCUGUGGAGUCCUAGCCAUUUUUGUUAAGGCUGUUCUGGUAACAGCCCAAGAUGAAGAUGGAGUGACUGUUCUUGCUGACAACAAAUGUCAGUGUGCCCGGAUCACUUCCAGGAUCAUCCCUUCUCCCGACAACCCUAAUGAAGACAUUAUAGAGAGAAACAUCAGAAUUGUUGUUCCUCUAAACAACCGGGAGAAUAUCUCUGAUCCCACCUCACCAGUGAGAACCAGUUUUGUGUACCAUUUGUCUGACCUCUGUAAAAAAUGUGAUCCUGUAGAAGUGGAGCUGGAUAAUCAAAUAGUUAUUGCCUCCCAGAGCAAUCUCUGUGAUGAAGACAGUGAGACCUGCUACACAUACGACAGAAACAAGUGCUACACAAAUUGGGUCCCAUUUACGUAUGGCGGUCAGACCAAAAUGGUGGAAACAGCCUUGACCCCGGAUUCCUGCUACCCUGACUAAUUUAAGUCAUUGCUGACUGCACAGCUCCUUUUCUUGAAAGGCUCUUCAUUUUGAUCCAGAAAGUUCAUGUAUUUACUACCAAUGAAUUUGAAGCAGUGAUUUUUUUGUUAAUAUAAAGCUACCCCCCAAAUAGAAAUAGUAAUAUUAUUACUUUUAUUGAAAUUACUUUUCAACUAUAUGUUCUCACUCUAAGUAUUGAGAUCUCUCAUAGUCCUUGCCCAGAGGGUUAUACGACCUUGAGAAUUUAAUUUCUAGUAUUUAAAAAUAGACAAGAGGAGAAAACAAAACUCAAAGAGUAAAAAUAAGAAGACAUAAUCAAAUUUCACUUUUUUUUUUUUUGGCCUUGCCUUGGAGAGCCAGAGCUUUCGCACUUUCCACCCUCUUCUCUUUUUAAAAAGUAUCACUGUGCAGAGAAAAUUCGUGUGUAAACAUAGGUCAAUUACAUGUCUUCACUAGAAAAAUAAUAAUUGGAAAACACGUUUUGGAAAUAAUUGCAAAAAUAAUUUAAAAUGGGAUCUCCAUUUGUGAAACCAAUUAGCUACAAGUGACAUAAUUAAAUUGAAAAAAUAUAUUUUGACGUAGUACAGAUUUGGUGGAAGACGAUACAGACUCUUUUUGAUGAUCAGCAGACUGUAAGACAUUCCCAUUGGAAAUCAUCUAUCUUGUAACUGUAUCUGAUGAAGUAUGUAUCCAAAACAUGUAUUCUCUAGCACAGCUUAAACAAUUAAAUAGAUUCAUAAGCAUA
Messenger RNA from Lontra canadensis (Northern American river otter), 1382 nucleotides. RefSeq names its product joining chain of multimeric IgA and IgM (gene JCHAIN). The record is from RefSeq and is a predicted model, not a curated record. Gene Ontology annotation, biological process: humoral immune response. The transcript is spliced from 4 exons. Gene Ontology annotation, molecular function: immunoglobulin receptor binding. The coding region runs from base 161 to 637 and encodes 158 amino acids. Gene Ontology annotation, cellular component: pentameric IgM immunoglobulin complex. Lineage: Eukaryota; Metazoa; Chordata; Mammalia; Carnivora; Mustelidae.